Drosophila navojoa is the source of this 768-nucleotide messenger RNA. RefSeq lists its product as uncharacterized. The record is from RefSeq and is a predicted model, not a curated record. NCBI's taxonomy places the organism in Eukaryota, Metazoa, Arthropoda, Insecta, Diptera, Drosophilidae.
AAUCUUGUCGGAAACAUUUAAUAAAAUGUUGUCAAAAUUAUCAUAUAUUUGUUUAGUUUUGGCUUUAACCCUAUUGCACAUCUGUGCCCAUUUGAAGCCCACCAUCGAGGCCCAUGCGAGCAUCAAGACAAUCAAUUUACGGCUCACACGGAAACUAAAUCUGUUUGUGGGCUAUGAAUACCAUCAUUCCAUGCUUUGGCAAGCAGUCAUGAAUUCCUUGCUGUUUGUAUUUGGGGUCUGGCUUUGUCAACGGGAGGUAGAUAAGAAGAAGAGUCGUACAAUUGAGCAAGAGCUUCAGCUCGAUCCCUUUAAGAUCUCUGCCGCAACCGAGGUGAAGUUGAAUUGGUUGCGCAGCCGAGGAAAGCGCGCCUCCAGUUGGCAGCUGUUUCCGAAACGUAUGUUCGCCUGGUUCAGUAUGCCCUGGCUGUCGACCUUCCUGUUAAAUGAGUUUUGCAAUUAUGCCCAACUUAAUCUGAUCAUGAAGCACUUUUGCACCUCGACGCCGGAAGUGCUUCUUCUUCAUGUCCGUGUCCAGCUGCUCUACCUGCAACAAUUGCUGUCUAGCAUUAUUGGACCCUACUUGCUGCAAUUCACUGGAGCCUUCGUGUCUCUUACUGCGUCCCACGCGAACUACAUUAGCUAUGAGACCAAUCUGUUUGUCAGAGAGGAUUAAAUUGGGCCCUCAAAUUUAAAUAAUUACAAAUCGAAAUUCUAUGUAAGCUUUGGCUCCUUCAGGUCACAUAAAUUUACGUAAUAAAUACGCAUCUU